This is a messenger RNA of Rhincodon typus (whale shark), 4391 nucleotides long. It is a transcript of the gene fam76b, whose product is annotated as family with sequence similarity 76 member B. The record is from RefSeq and is a predicted model, not a curated record. The transcript is spliced from 10 exons. The coding region runs from base 254 to 1243 and encodes 329 amino acids. Lineage: Eukaryota; Metazoa; Chordata; Chondrichthyes; Orectolobiformes; Rhincodontidae.
UUGGCUGAACACUCCGGAUUUUUGCGUCUGGUUUCUGAUAUCGGCUGUCUGUUUGGUGUGACGCCGGGAAGUGUGAUUUUAUAAAUUAUUUUUUAUUUUGUGUUUUUAUUUUGGCGGGGAGAGGGGAAUAAACCAGGAAGCAAAAUUCUUUCGUCUUGAUACGUCUGGGUUUCUAUUCCUACUCGUGUCAAGAAGCCAGCAACGCGUUGAAGCCAGAGCGGCCGGUUGCGCCUAUUGAUUGGUAUUUGAAAUAAUGGCCGCGCUUUAUGCUUGUACCAAAUGCCACCAGCGGUACCCGUUUGAGGACCUCUCCCAGGGCCAGCAGCUAUGUAAGGAGUGUCGGAUAGCACAUCCAGUAGUCAAGUGUACAUACUGCAGAACUGAAUUCCAGCAAGAAAGCAAAACCAACACAAUAUGCAAGAAAUGUGCACAGAAUGUGAAGCAGUUUGGAACACCCAAACCCUGUCAAUAUUGUAACAUUAUCGCUGCCUUCAUUGGCACCAAGUGUCAACGUUGUACAAAUUCAGAGAAGAAGUAUGGGCCACCUCAGACGUGUGAACAAUGCAAACAGCAGUGUGCCUUUGAUCGAAAAGAUGAGAGUCGGCGAAAGGUAAUGGAAGUUGAUGGAAAACUGCUGUGUUGGCUCUGUACACUUUCAUAUAAGCGUGUUCUGCAGAAAACAAAAGAACAGAGAAAGAACUUGGGCUCGCACUCCUCCUCGUCUUCAACUUCAUUACCUGAAAAAGAGGUCUCUAAACAUCACCAUAGUACGAGUCGUCACAAAAUUGGCAGCCUAAGUCCAGAGCAGCAGCAUGGCGUUUGGAAAAUGAGCCAUAAAUCGACAUCAUCUAGUAUUCAAAACGAAGCUCCAAAGAAAAAGCCAAAACUUGAAACAAAGCCCUCCAAUGGAGACAGCAGUUCAUUAACCCAGUCAAUGGAUUCUGGUGGGACAGACAACUUUGUUAUUAUCAACCAAUUAAAGGAAGAAGUGAUGUCUUUGAAAAGGCUUCUGCAGCAGAAAGAACAGACUAUCUUGGAAAGAGAUAAAAAGCUGACUGAGUUGAAGGCAGAUUUUCAGUACCAGGAAUCUAAUCUUAGAGCAAAAAUGAACAACAUGGAAAAAGCACACAAAGAUGCAGUGGAACAGCUACAGGCCAAAAAUCGAGAAUUGCUGAAACAAGUUGCAGCAUUGUCCAAGGGUAAAAAGAUAGAGAAGACUGGAAAUGUUAUGUUGUCUCCUUGAAGGGCUUCUUGAAAAGUGUAUCAUGAAAAUAAAAGCAAAUACUGCCGUGGUAGUAGAGGUUACUGUGAAGUCUUUUCGUAUAGAAAAUGCACCCCGAUUGUUUUCCAAGUGGUUAGAUUUAAUUUUUUUAAACUAGCAAUAAGAAACUGUGCUUUUCACAGAAGAUAAAUGAUAUGUCAUAAGAUGUUGAAUCACUUUUUUUAUUACCAUCUUGAAUUUGAAUGUUUAAAAAGGGAAGGUGAAUGAAAAUGAAUAAAUGAAGCUUUCAUCUGUUGUAACCUUCUGCAAAUUGCUCAAUUGCCUUGCAAUAAAAAUCUAAACAUCCCGUUUUCUGACAUGGCAAGUGUUAGUUUUACUGUAAUACAUUCGUACAGAAAAUCUGAGGUCUGGUAAAUUAUUCCUACUGAUUUAAGUGUUCCUCUAAUCCUGUAAGAAAUUCUAAUGGUAACCUGGGCAAGGAUUUGUUUGUAACUGAGUUCAGAAGUAAAAUAUAAAUUACAUUUCCUAUUUUGAGCGGUGUGAAUGCCUUUCUUUAAUUUGUCUAUGGAAGAAUAUAAUAGUAUAUAUGCUUUAUGCAAAUCACAGCCAAUAGAAUGUAUAAAAAAAUGUAUACUGAAGACUCCAAUUUGCCUUUGGAAUCAAUUUUUCAGAUGCUGUAGAAUUCCAAACAGUUGAUGUUCCUGAUACAUUUAACUGACAUUAGAAAUGUUUGAGUGGGAAAACUUGCUUUUCAGCAAUAUUUCAUCUUGUUUUCACCUUAAUUCAUGUGUGUUUCUACAUAUGUGCAAAAAUUGUUACAUUGAUUGAAGGAUAGUGUAGAAUAUGCAUAUUCUAUAACGAGAUAAGUGAGAUAUUCCCAUAGGGAGCAUACAGGUGGUUUCACUUACCUUUCAUUGAAGAGCAACUCCACUUACUGCACAUCACAAUUGUUUCAACCUCCAUCCAAAAAAGCAUGCUGUCUUUUACUUUUGUUUAUGUGCAUCACAAUGCAAAUUGAGUUAAUCCUGACUAAAUGUUCUGUUAUUAAAUUUUAUGUUCUUUUACAUUUUUAAUAUGCACAUAUAGUUUUCACUUACUGGUUGAAAUCCUUGACAUUGAUGUAUGUGGUAGAGUUGGAGUUGUGCCUUAGAUAAGUUAGCAUGAACUUGUUCUACAUCCUUUAAAAGAAAUAUGCUAAGUUUACAGUGAUAGAGACAAAUGAUUGCUGUGUAAAACAAAAGAAAAAAUGGAAAUUCAAAUUGCAUAAUUUUUUCCUGUGCAAUCACAAUCAUUGUUAACGUGAUCCUAUAUUAAUAAGGCUAUAACACAUUAACAUGUUCUCAAAUCUAUAUCAUAUAUUUAUAUGGCAAGCUGUCCUCUAAACUAUUCUUAAUUUAGCUAUUUAUAUAAAGCAAAAAUGCAAAUUGUAUAUAAAAAUAAAUUUGUCUGGUUAUUAAAUACUUAGCCGUUUAAUAAGGUUAGAUUUUCAUGUAAAGGUGCUAUUAAAUAACAAGGAAUGGUCAAGGUAUUUAAUUAUUGAACUUUUGGCAUGAUUUGAUUUCAUUUCUUUAGGAAAACCUAUUCAACUUUUCUAAAUAUUUCAUACAUUUUUGUUUAAUGAUCCCCAAGUAAAAAUUUGGCAUUGUCCCAGAUUGUUUUUUGAGAGAUGUAUGGUAACAAUGUUGGAGGAGAAAGAAAGCAAUUGGUCAGAUGCGUAAUAUUUGUGCAUUUAACAGCUUGAUAAUUAACAGGCUUGUAUAAAGAAUCUUUUAUUUCUAGUUAUAGAAAAGUUAUUUUUAUGUACAGCGUUUUGUGUGCAUUCCAAUCAAUUUGUCAUUUUAAAAAAUUCUACCUGAGCCUUGCAUUCUGACGAUUCUAACCUAGGGCCUUCUUUUGUUUCCAAUAUUCUCAACCAGCAUGAAGUUGAGUAGGUCAUUUAAAGCUAUGCAUUUAAAUCCUAUAAAAAUGUCAAGUAUAAUUUUUUUGGUGACUGUACAAUCUCAGGCUAAUGCAUUUAAUACUUGAUAAUGUCACCAUGCAAUUGUAUGAACAGGCUUCAAAACCUCUAGCAGAUAACUCUUCAUAAGGGGCAUUAUAAAAUUAUUACAGAAGAAUAAUUGUAACUUCUUUGUUUCAACUUUCUUGAUUGUUAGCAUGUUAUUCCAGAUACAAACAUGGUUAACCCUUGUGUCUAUGAAUUACCUCCUCUAGAGCCGAUCUACACUUGAUUUUAAAAACAUAAUUUUCCAACCAGUUAAUGAGAACAAUUUGUAUUUUGUGUGAAAACAGGAACAUAUUACAAAAGUUGUUAUUACCAAAUUGGCAGAAUAUAUAACCAUGUGUAAAUUGUCAUUGACCUCUACCAGUAACAGUGCCUUGUCAUUCUGGAAUUUGGCAUAUGUUCUGUAGUUAUAAUAAUACAUUACUAUUUGUAUAUAAUGUUCUACUAAUGCAGCAGUUUGCUUAUUUAUAAGUGCUGUAAUUUUCUUUUCAUAUUGGUUCAAUGUUUUGAAACUACAUUUUAAUCAUGUUAUUCCAUGUUAUUUCACAAACUAAUUCUAGUUGAUUUUUUUUGGGGGGGAAAUGGUAUCCUUUUUGUUACAGUAAGUCUUGUUUGGAUAUGUAUACAACGUAAUUUGUAAAUUGGGGUGCAUAAAAUUCAGACUUCACAGUAUUUAAAGUUGGAUGGUGAAUUUUAAUCAUGUUUUGAAUUUUAAGAUUCUAAUAUUGUUCAUAUUGUUUUUACCUUCAUUUGUUACUUGAAAAUUAUAAGUUGUAAAAUAGUCUGGGAUGUAUCCUUGCAACAAUAGGCAUAGACUUAUGCUUUUUAUUAUGUUUUGCAAAGAAGUCUCCUGUACAAGUGGUGAAACUGCGAGGUAAAAUUGUUAUGUACUUCAUUUUUAUGUAACCAUAAGUAUAAACUCAUUAAAUUGUUAUUUCUAACGGAAUAGGAUUUAAGUCAAAACUGCUAGUUGUAUUUUAAAAUCUUUCAACUCCUCUUGUAUUUCCUCAUUGAGGAACUGUAUACAUGCUUGGAAUGCGUUCAUUAGAGUUUGUAACUAUACACAGGAGCAAUCUGAAUUCUAUAAACCAGAUAUUGGUCAACUGAAAUUUUAUACUUGUUUUCUAAAUCUUGACAGUUUGAAAUAAAUCUUGUUAAAAUACCUUG